CUUCACUCCCCCCCACUCUCAUCUUCUUCUACCCCAAGCUAGCUGUUCUUCAGAGACCAGUACCAGAGUUAGCUCCAGGGUUUUCCGAUGGCCGGCACCGAUUUCACAGCCUCCGAGCUUUCCUCUCCGACGGCCCCUCAUUUGGAGGAGUUGAAUGAAACAAGGCAGAAGAACGAGAACGCAGUUCCUGUUAGUGCCAAGAUUGCUGAAUUGAGUGAAUCAAGGCAAGAGCUUCUCAGUCGAAUUCAGAAUUUGAAACAGGAUUUGCAAAGUUGGAGAUCAAAACUGGACACUCAAGUAAAGGUCUAUCGGGAUGAGCUUUCGGAACUAAAGAAAUCACUCAAUGGAGAGGUGGAUCAACUUCGAUCGGAUUUUCAAUUGCUGAAAAGUACCCUUCAACAGCAGCAGGAAGAUGUCACUGCCAGCCUUAGAAACCUUGGGCUUCAGGAUGUUGCUGAAGGCAACAACAAAGACGAAGGUGCAACAUUUGGCAAUAACGGAACGGAGGGUCAGGAUUUGUCCAAGGAGAAUGCUAAAGAAACCCCAAAGUAGACCCGACGGAUCUCUGUUAUGGUCUUUCUAUAAUAACUUUGAUCUUAUGUAGGAGCAUAGCUCAUAUAUGUAUAAUGUUCAUAGCAGAGAGAGCUAUGGAGUGCUCAAGUGAGAGUUUGUUGUGUCUAGGCUUGUGUUGUAGAGGUUAUUGUUUCCGUUCCCGAACCGAAAGGUAUUAUUCUCAUUAUAUCCUUCUCAUAAGUCUAAGCUACUUUCCAUGUU
Cuscuta campestris is the source of this 774-nucleotide messenger RNA. NCBI's taxonomy places the organism in Eukaryota, Viridiplantae, Streptophyta, Magnoliopsida, Solanales, Convolvulaceae. The record is from the annotation of a GenBank genome assembly.